CCGGGAACUUUCCUGGGGCUGUGCACCGCCGAGAAGAGCACAGGAGCGGUCGGGCCGAGGGGUUGUCCCCGCGCCGUGCUGCUCCCGCUGACUCGGGGGCGUGCUGGGUGACGCCGCCCCGGAUCCCCGUCCGGGUCCUCCUCCCCACAUCACUCGUGCAUCUCCUCCGGCGGACACCGGCCCUGGACGGAGGCGCGUCCUCACCCCUCUGAACGGACCCGGAGCUGGCAGGAUGGGUGUCGGGACAUGCUGAUCUCCCCUCGGGACAGGUGGCGGGCAUCCUGGCCAUGGAGGACUGUGACGUACACUCGGCCGCCAGCAUCUUGGCCUCGGUGAAGGAGCAGGAAGCUCGCUUCGAGCGGCUGACGCGGGCACUGGAGCAGGAGCGGCGCCACGUGGCCCUGCAGCUGGGGCGUGCCCAGCAGCCUGGCAUGGGCGGCAGUGGCACAGGAGGGGGGCAGCCCCUGCCGAUGGCCUGGCAACAGUUGGUCCUGCAGGAGCAGAGCCCGGGCAGCCAGGCCUCGCUGGCCACGAUGCCGGAGGCGCCCGAGGUGCUGGAGGAGACGGUGACGGUGGAGAGGGACCCCGGCACUCCCACCUCCCACGUCUCCAUUGUCACCUCCGAAGACGGCACGACCCGGCGCACCGAGACCAAGGUCACCAAGACGGUCAAGACAGUGACCACACGGACAGUACGCCAGGUGCCCGUGGGCCCGGAUGGACUCCCCCUGCUGGACGGCGGCCCCCCGCUGGGCCCCUUUGCGGAUGGCCCCCUGGACCGGCAUUUCUUGCUGCGAGGCGGUGGCCCGGCGGCGACUCUCUCCCGAGCCUACCUCAGCGGUGGAGGUGGCUUUCCUGACGGCCCCGAGCCCCGGGACACCCCCAGCUACGGCAGCCUAGCCUGGCCGCCGAUGACGAGGGUGGCCCUGAGCUGGAGCCCGACUAUGGCACGGCCACACGGAGGAGGCCCGAGUGUGGGCGGGGCCUCCGUGCCAGGGCCUACGAGGACACAGCGGAUGACGGCCGCGACACCGACAACAAGGCCGCCAUCCGGGACUGUGGCGGCGUGCCCGCCCUGGUGCGCCUGCUGCGAGCCGCCAGGGACAACGAGGUCCGUGAGCUUGUCACCGGCACGCUCUGGAACCUGUCGUCCUAUGAGCCCCUGAAGAUGGUCAUCAUCGACCACGGGCUGCAGACGCUGACCCACGAGGUCAUCGUGCCCCACUCGGGCUGGGAGCGCGAGCCCAACGAGGACUCCAAGCCGCGGGACGCCGAGUGGACGACGGUCUUCAAGAACACGUCGGGCUGCUUGAGGAACGUGAGUUCAGAUGGCGCGGAGGCCCGGCGGCGACUGCGGGAGUGCGAGGGGCUGGUGGACGCGCUUCUGCAUGCCCUCCAGUCGGCCGUGGGCAGGAAGGACACAGAUAACAAGUCGGUGGAGAACUGCGUGUGCAUCAUGAGGAACCUGUCCUACCACGUACACAAGGAGGUGCCCGGGGCCGACAGGUACCAGGAGGCCGAGCCCGGGCCCCUGGGCAGUGCUGCGGGUUCCCAGCGCCGGAGGCGGGAUGACGCCAGCUGCUUCGGGGGCAAGAAGGCCAAAGAGGAGUGGUUCCAUCAAGGGAAGAAGGAUGGUAACAUGGACCGGAACUUCGACACACUGGACCUGCCCAAGCGAACAGAGGCUGCUAAAGGCUUUGAGCUGCUGUACCAGCCGGAAGUGGUCCGUCUCUACCUCUCCCUCCUCACGGAGAGCCGGAACUUCAAUACCCUGGAGGCUGCGGCAGGUGCUCUGCAGAACCUCAGCGCCGGCAACUGGAUGUGGGCCACGUACAUCCGCGCCACCGUGCGCAAGGAGCGUGGGCUGCCGGUGCUCGUGGAGCUGCUGCAGUCGGAGACAGACAAGGUGGUGCGCGCCGUCGCCAUCGCCCUGCGCAAUCUCUCACUGGACCGGCGCAACAAGGACCUCAUUGGGAGCUACGCCAUGGCAGAGCUGGUGCGGAACGUGCGCAAUGCGCAGGCUCCAGCACGGCCCGGGGCCCGCCUGGAGGAGGACACAGUGGUGGCCGUGCUCAACACCAUCCAUGAGAUCGUGUCCGACAGCCUGGACAAUGCACGCUCGCUCCUGCAGGCCCGAGGCGUGCCUGCGCUUGUGGCUCUGGUCGCCUCCAGCCAGUCCGUGCGCGAGGCCAAGGCGGCGUCGCACGUGCUGCAGACUGUGUGGAGCUACAAGGAGCUGCGCGGCGCCCUGCAGCGGGACGGCUGGACUAAGGCACGCUUCCAGUCUGCCGCAGCUGCCGCCAAGGGGCCCAAAGGAGCACCGAGUCCUGGGGGCUUCGAUGACAGCACGCUGCCACUGGUGGACAAGAGCCUUGACAGUGAGAAGCCUGGCAGCCGGGACUUGAUCCCCAUGGACACGCUCGGCCCAGAUGGCUACUCCACAGUGGACAGGAGGGAGCGGAGGGUCCGGGACAGUGACUCUGCAGGGGAGGCGUCUGAGAAGGAGCCCUUGAAACCCGACCCCGGCAGGAAGGCCCCUCCUCCCGGGCCCAGCAGGCCCGCGGUCAGGCUGGUGGACGCCGUGGGGGACGCUAAGCCUCAGCCCGUUGACUCCUGGGUCUAGCAUGCAUGCCUGGGCCCCAGCCCAGCCGUUUGUUCAUAGGGAUUGGAUGCCCAGGAGAAGGGCCGUCCUGAGCAGACGCCGCCGCGGAGCUUGGAGCCCCCUGGUGGCAGAGGCUGGCA
Messenger RNA from Tupaia belangeri chinensis (Chinese tree shrew), 2742 nucleotides. RefSeq names its product ARVCF delta catenin family member (gene ARVCF). Gene Ontology annotation, biological process: cell-cell adhesion. Gene Ontology annotation, molecular function: protein binding. The record is from RefSeq and is a predicted model, not a curated record. Gene Ontology annotation, cellular component: cytoplasm; plasma membrane; adherens junction. NCBI's taxonomy places the organism in Eukaryota, Metazoa, Chordata, Mammalia, Scandentia, Tupaiidae.